ACGGCACGGACUGCUUUACCACUUUAAGCUUCGGAAAGCCGUCCUGAUUCGGCCACGUCAGCCGCGACUCUGAUUGGCGGAGUGCUGCCGGAAGUGGCGGCGGUCAGCUUUUCCGCCGGAAGUGAAGCGAUGGACGAGCGUGAGGGACCGGCGGUGGCGGCAGUGACACAGGUGCUCCACAUCCUUUCGGAAUAUGGCUGGUACAUCUUUUUCAGCUGCAUUGCCGGCUACUUUGUCCUUCAGAGAAUCGGUUCGAUGCUGCAGUUGAAGAGCCGCCAGCAGACACAGGCUUCGGAGGCUGAACUCGAACCAUCAUUAAUCGUGAGGCGACAGGAAGCAAUGGAGGCUGCUCGCCAUAGAAUGCAGCAAGAACUGGAUGCCCAAGCAGCAAGAUACAAAGAGAAACAGAAAGAAAUUGAAGAAGAGAAAAGGAGGGAGAAAAUCAAAGCAUGGGAAAAUAUGCAAGAAGGAAAGAGCUCCCGGAAGAAAGCAAACUUGAAUCCUGAGCCAGAAUCCAACACACCGAGACCAACAAAACCUAAAUCUGACAAGAAGCCCUUGAGAGGAGGUUUUAAUCCUCUGACGGGGGAUGGCGGAGGUUCGUGUUCGUGGAGACCAGGUCACAGAGGGCCAUCUGCUGGGGCGUGAGGUUAAUGAUUGGUCAGUGCCCUUUGUUCAGUAGGCACCGGCCACACGUGGAGAAUCACUAUCCUGUCACCCAAGCUUGUCAAUUUCAUUGAUUUUAUUCUGCUAGGACUAGUUUCAAUUUGCUGUUAGACAGACCUAACUUUAACAUUCACAUUUUAAUGUAAAAGGCGGUGUUCACUCAACUGAAACUUUAUGAAUUGACAGCUAUGAAUGAUGUUAUCCUUGUAAAUGGCAUAGUGCCAAUGAGGAUCUCUGAAAAUGGGCAUGGGUAGUGGCAUUAAAACAUCUUGUUAAAUGAACAUCUUUGGUUUUGAAGUACCAACAUAAUUAAAUUUAUUUUGCUUUUAGCUGAUGAUUAAAAGCAUUAAAUAUAUUUGAGAUUCCAAAAAAUUAAUUAGUUGUAUGUUAAAUGUUUUCUACAGCUGGCUAUGUGGCUUUAAUGAACAAACAAAUGGAAAAAAAACAUUUGAUUUGGUGUGCCUAUGUAUCUGCAUAUUUCUGUUACUAUUUGUCUGUCUUUCUAUCUUUAUGCUUAUGUAGAAAUGAGGGGGUUGUGUAGACACACGUAUUAUUGUAGAUAGAGUUUUCUUUGUGGAUAAGAGAGCUGUUUGUAGAUAUAAUUCUGUGGAAACUUGGAAGUGUUUCUACAGCAGUCUGUGCAUUUCCGUAGAUCAGUGUGUGUGUUUCUAUAGCUCCUUGUGCAUAUUUCUAUAGAAUUGUGUUUCUGUACAAGGAUUGGUGCAUGUCUGCUUCUGUUGAAAUGUUUCUGUUUCUGUAAACGUGUGCAUGUUUCUAGACACCAGUGCAAUUGUAUUUAUUUGGACACGAGGAUAUAGUACUUUAGAGUUUGGGUGUGCUUCUGUAGAGUUGUGAGAAUGUACUUCUGUAGGUUUGAGUGCAUCUGUAGACUUGUUUGUAGAUUACUGUAGGAUCAGUGUGAAUGGGUGGUUGAUGUUUGGGGCAGACUUGGGCAAAAGAGUCUGUUUCCAUGCUGUAUCUCUAUGACUGCGUAUAAUUCUGCAAAUUUGAGUAUUGAGUUCCGUCAAUUCAUGUGGCUGUGCUUUCUAUAGAUCUGUGUGGCCCAAGGGUGAACCUCUGCACAUCUUUGUGCUGGUUUCUAUGAAUAUGUGUGUGUAUUUCUGAUGAUCAUUGUGCAUACAUAAUUCUGUAAAUCCCUGUGUUUGGGAAGGAUUUGGUAGGGACAUUUGUGUUUCUGUCGAUAGAUGCCUUUGUUUCUAGGGUCAGAUGUGAGUACUUCUUAAGAAUUGUGUGGAUGUUUCUGUAAACGUGAGUGUUUCUGUACUUUUGUGUGCAUCAGCGAUUCUGAGUGUGUACUUCAAUAGUUCUGUGUGUUUCAGUAAUUUGUGUGUAGAGUUUAGUAUGUGGAUUUGUAAGGAUCUUUGUAUGCCAGUUUUUGUAGACUUGUGUGUGUUUUUGUAGAUGGGUCUGUUUGACUUCUGUAAAUUUGUCAGUCUGUUUCCAUAAAAUGCAGUAUCUGUAGAUUAUACAUAUCUCUGGAUUGGUGAAUGGAUAAGCUUCUGUAGAUUUGUGGCAAUAUAUCUGCAGAUCUACCUGAUCAUAUCUGUAAAUUUGUGACAGAGUGUUUCUUUAAAUCUGAGUAACUUUAUUGCAUGCCUGCGUAGAAAUUUUUGCAUAGCUCUGUAGAAUUGUAUGUACUUAUUUUUUUUCUGAAAACUGUGUGUGUGCACCUCCCCACCCAUGGGUGUGUUUUUGCAUACUCAUGAAAUACAUGAAUGUAUUUGUGUUAAUUCUUGUGUGUGCAUGAUUCUGCAGAUCCAAGUAUGUGUGUGAACUUGGUAGUACCAAUGUGUGUUUAUGUAUGUAAAUCAUGAGUGUUUUUCUGUAAAGAUGAGUGUUUCUGUGGAUUUGUGUGCUUGUAAGUUUCUGUGAAUCCAUGUGUGUGCUUCUGUACAUCUGUGCACAUUUCUGCAAAAAAAAGUAUAUAAUGCUGGAAAUACUCAGCAGGCCAGGCAGCAUGGGUGGGGAGAGAAACUGAAUUAGUGUGUUUCUGUAGUAUUGUGUAUGUUUCCAAAUAUACGUGCAUGUGUUUCCAUAAAUGUGUGAGAUCCAUGUGUUAGUGUUUCUGUAGUUUUGAGUGCAUGUUUGAUUCUGCAGAUCCAAGUGUUUCUUUAGCUCCAAUGUAUGUUUAUUUCUGUAGAUACUUGUCAUACCUGUACAGCAGAUUGUCAGCACCCACUUCCACCCUCCAGCUUUGGAUAAUGGAGAUUGAUGGUUUUCAGAAUUACACAAUGUUUUGGGAGGAUAAACAGUGUUUCUUCAUGCAUUGGUUAUGAAGGAUAGAGGCUGAAGAUCAUCACUGGAAGAACGUAGUGGUAGAUUGGAGUUGUCUUCAAACUGAGAUACAAAGACAUGGAAUGCUUUAUGGUAGAGGCUAUUGAGGGAGUGGUUGUUGCAGAAAUCAUGUUAAGUUAGAUAAAUAUUUGAAGAGUUAGACAUCUGUCUGUGGGAUUAGUUUGGGUUUGCUUCAGCAAAGAACCAGCAGACUCAAAUGGCUAAAUGGUUUGUAAACAUAUGACUGAUCACAGGACAAUUAUGAAUAAAUAAUUGAAUAUGGUUUAAA
Messenger RNA from Pristis pectinata (smalltooth sawfish), 3250 nucleotides. RefSeq names its product selenoprotein S (gene selenos). Gene Ontology annotation, cellular component: endoplasmic reticulum membrane; Derlin-1 retrotranslocation complex; Derlin-1-VIMP complex. The record is from RefSeq and is a predicted model, not a curated record. Lineage: Eukaryota; Metazoa; Chordata; Chondrichthyes; Rhinopristiformes; Pristidae. The transcript is spliced from 6 exons. Gene Ontology annotation, biological process: retrograde protein transport, ER to cytosol; endoplasmic reticulum unfolded protein response. The coding region runs from base 130 to 648 and encodes 172 amino acids.